Perca flavescens (yellow perch) is the source of this 1468-nucleotide messenger RNA. RefSeq names its product E3 ubiquitin-protein ligase TRIM21-like. Gene Ontology annotation, molecular function: protein binding. Lineage: Eukaryota; Metazoa; Chordata; Actinopteri; Perciformes; Percidae. The record is from RefSeq and is a predicted model, not a curated record. The coding region runs from base 59 to 1432 and encodes 457 amino acids. The transcript has 2 exons.
UUCCUCGACACACGGAGGUAGAAAGAGUCUGGAAGUGGACCUGAAGAGUUCAGCAGAUAUGGCUGCUGCAAACUAUCUGCAAUCUGAAGAUCGGUUUCUGUGCUCCAUCUGUCUGGAUGUGUUCACUGAUCCUGUCAGCACACCAUGUGGUCACAACUUCUGCAAGAACUGCAUCACUGAACACUGGAAUACUAGUAACAGGUGCCUUUGUCCCAUCUGUAAGGAGGGUUUUACCACAAGACCUGAUUUGAGAGUCAACACUUUCAUCUCUGAGAUGGUUGCUCAGUUCAGACAGUCAGCUCAACAGAAAGUGUCCAAACCAGGAGAAGUUCCCAGUGACGUCUGCACUGGAACAAAACUGAAAAGAGAAUAUGAAGGAAAGAAGGGGAAGACCGAGGCUGAAAUCCAGCAGAUGAUCCAGAAGAGACGACUGAAGAUUCAGGAGAUCAAACACUCAGUCGACCUCAGUGAGGAAGAUGCAGACAGAGAGAUAGCAGAAGGUGUUCAGGUCUUCACUUCUCUGAAGGAGUCUGUUGAGAGAGGCCUGAAUGAGCUCAUCAACACCAUCAAAGAGAAGCAGAAAACAACAGAAAAACAGGCUGAAGCUUUCAUCAAAGAGCUGGAACAGGAAAUCUCUGAGCUGAUGAAGAGAAGCACUGAGGUGGAGCAGCUCUCACGCUCUGAAGACCACCUCCAUCUUCUUCAGAGUGUCCAGUCCCUAAACAUCCAACAACCUCCACCCACCAAGGACUGGACAGAGGUCAGCGUCAGUCCAUCAUCAUAUGAGGGGACUGUGGUGAAAGCUGUGGCUCAGCUGGAGGAGAAACUCAGUGAAGAGAUGAAGAAGCUGCUUGAGUCUGAGCUGAAGAGGGUCCAGCAGUAUGCAGUGGAUGUGACUCUUGAUCCUGAUACAGCACAAUCGUUUCUCAUCCUGUCUGAUGAUGGGAAACAAGUGAAUCAUGGUGAUGUGAGGAAGAAUCUCCCAGACAACCCUGAGAGAUUUUCUAAGUCUGCUAGUGUUUUAGGAAAACAGAGUUUCUCUUCAGGCAGAUUUUACUUUGAGGUUCAAGUUAAAGGAAAGACUAAAUGGGAUUUAGGAGUGGUCAGAGAGUCGAUCAACAGGAAGGGAAUCAUCAACCUGAGCCCUGAGGAUGGUUACUGGACGAUAUGGUUGAGAAAUAGAAAUGAGUAUAAAGCUCUAGCUGGCCCUCCUGUCCUUCUCUCUCUGAAGUCUCCUCCUCAGAAGGUGGGGGUGUUUGUGGAUUAUGAGGAGGGUCUGGUCUCCUUUUAUGACGUAGAUGCUGCAGCUCUUAUCUACUCCUUUACUUGCUGCUCCUUCACUGAGAAACUCUUCCCAUUCUUCAGUCCCUGUAAUAAUGAAGGUGGUAAAAACUCUGCCCCUCUGAUCAUCUCUCCUGUCAGAGUAAACUAAUCACUGAUCUCAUUUCAGGUAUUGAUUCAUUUUCAA